UUUUACUCCUGAAAACAGCGAAACCCACACACGAGUGAAGUCCCAUACUCCCACACCUUGUCUAAAUUCUCUCACGAAAACCCUCGCGCAGUGAGCGCAACGCUCUCAUGGCAUCACCUGCCCCUUCAACGAUGGAGGCAUUGAUCUUGCAGCUCCAUGACAUAGCCGCCGUGAAGUUUGGAAACUUCAAGCUGAAAUCUGGCAUCUUCUCCCCAAUAUACAUCGACCUCCGCCUCAUCGUCUCUUACCCUUCCCUCCUCCGCCAAAUUGCCCAAACCCUCGUCGCCACCCUUCCUACCUCCGCCCGCUAUGACGUUGUCUGCGGUGUUCCUUACACUGCCCUCCCCAUUGCCACUUGCAUUUCUGUGUCUUCUAAUAUUCCGAUGGUCAUGCGCCGCAAGGAGGUUAAGGACUAUGGGACGGCCAAAGUCAUUGAGGGAGCAUUUGAGCAGAAUCAAGUGUGCCUGAUUAUUGAAGAUCUAGUUACGAGCGGUGCAUCCGUGCUUGAGACGGCUGCACCUCUCCGCGCUGUGGGGAUGAAAGUAACCGACGCGGUUGUUAUGAUUGAUAGGGAACAAGGAGGGAGGGAGAACUUGGCAAAAAACGGGAUCACAUUGCACUCAAUGGUGAAGCUGAGUGAAAUGGUGAGGAUAUUGAAGGAGAAGGGGAGAGUUUCAGAGGAGACAGAGAAGAUGGUUAUGAAAUUUUUGGAUGAGAAUCGAAAGGUGACCGUACCAGCAGCAGCAGCAGCAGCUGAGAAGAAGGUCAGGGUUAGACUUCCAUAUCAAGAGAGGGCAAAGAUGGCAAAGAACCCAACAGGAAAGAAAUUGUUUGAGAUAAUGGUGCAGAAGGAGACUAACUUAUGCUUGGCUGCUGAUGUUGCCACCGGCGCUGAGUUGCUUGAUAUAGCAGACAAGGUUGGACCUGAGAUCUGCAUCUUAAAAACCCACGUGGAUAUAUUGCCUGAUUUCACCCCUGAUUUUGGAGCUAAACUCCGCUCGAUUGCAGAGAAACACAAUUUCUUAAUUUUUGAGGAUCGUAAGUUUGCUGACAUUGGUAACACAGUCACCAUGCAGUAUGAAGGGGGUAUAUUCCGUAUAUUAGACUGGGCAGAUAUAGUAAAUGCUCACAUAAUUUCUGGUCCAGGAAUUGUGGAUGGGCUAAAACUGAAGGGUUUAUCACGUGGCAGAGGGUUGUUACUGCUUGCCGAAAUGAGUUCAGCUGGUAACCUUGCUACCGGCGACUACACAGCUGCCGCUCUGAAAAUUGCUGAAGAUCAUUCGGAUUUUGUUAUUGGCUUCAUAUCUGUCAAUCCCGCUUCAUGGCCUAGUGGACCAGGAAACCCAUCACUUAUUCAUGCAACCCCUGGUGUUCAAAUGGUAAAAGGUGGAGAUGCACUGGGCCAACAAUACAACACUCCAAAUUCUGUCAUCUCAGAAAGAGGUAGUGACAUCAUUAUCGUUGGGCGUGGAAUUAUAAAGGCUGCAAACCCUGCAGAGACAGCUCGGGAAUAUCGGCUUCAAGGAUGGGAUGCAUAUUUGCUGAGUUGCAAGUAGAUAGUGGCAAUUCCUCCUAAUGCUUGCUUUCGUAAGGCGUCUCCUCCAGGUACUGAGAGGAGAGUUUCAUAAAUGGCUCUACCAUCAUGAGAGAAGCCUCCAAGUAGGUUGACUUGAUACUAUCAAACAACGAACACUAAUUUCCACCGUUUGAAUCUGGAAUUACUUGAGCUUGAUGGCUAUUUGCAAUUUUUUUCGUAUGCAUUGAAGGUGCGCUGUGGGUUGGGUCGGUCCAAGACAGGCACAGACCAACCCCAAAAAAGCCCGGCACAAGACCAGUCCACUAUUAUUCAUAGCUGGUCUUGGGCCUUUAAGUAGGCACCAAUUGGGUUCAUUUCUAAAUUUAGGCCCAGCUCAUGGAUCGGUCCGAUUGAGCCUGGACCAAGCAGUGUGUGACAUGCUUGAAUGAUGUGGCACGGACAUAAUAAAUAUAUUUAGAAGUAUAGAUAAUAAAUCCUAACCAAAUUUUUAUA
This is a messenger RNA of Sesamum indicum (sesame), 2029 nucleotides long. RefSeq names its product uridine 5'-monophosphate synthase. Gene Ontology annotation, biological process: 'de novo' UMP biosynthetic process; 'de novo' pyrimidine nucleobase biosynthetic process. The record is from RefSeq and is a predicted model, not a curated record. Gene Ontology annotation, molecular function: orotidine-5'-phosphate decarboxylase activity; orotate phosphoribosyltransferase activity. Lineage: Eukaryota; Viridiplantae; Streptophyta; Magnoliopsida; Lamiales; Pedaliaceae.